AUGUUCGAACUUGAAGAUCACGGAAAUUAUGGAAAUUCGAACGGCAUAGGUGCAUCGAGCGUGACCAAUAUUUCUGACAGUUUCCAGCUUCCACUUGAGAGACGAGUUCAAUAUCAUGAACAUUUGAGACCAGUGUGCUUACCAACUGCUGCCACUACUCUUACACCUGGUACAAUUUGUACUGUCAUUGGUUGGGGCAAGAAAAACGAUACUGAUUCCUCUGAAUAUGAGCCAGCUGUAAAUGAAGUUGAAGUUCCUAUUUUGAAUCGACAGACUUGCAACUUGUGGUUAGCGCAUAAAGAAUUGAAUGUCACCGAUGGGAUGAUCUGUGCCGGUUACUCAAAAGGAGGAAAAGAUGCAUGCCAAGGUGAUUCUGGAGGACCUCUGCUAUGCCAGGAUAAGCAUGAUGAGGAGAGAUGGUUUGUCGGCGGAAUUGUCAGCUGGGGCAUAAAAUGCGCCCACCCAAAACUGCCCGGAGUCUACGCUUAUGUGCCGAAGUACGUAUCGUGGAUCCAAGAAGAAAUGUCUAAGUAUUCCGACGAUAAUAACAAUAAGAACAAUGAGAAAACGCAAGUUACCCAGGCAGGUAAAAUAUUCGGUAUUAAAACCGAUAACAUCGAAAUAGAUUGAGCGGAAAUGGAGGAAAAACAUAGAAGAGGACGUAAAAUGUCUAAAAACUUUCGUAUUUACAUAAUAUUUAUUGGAAGCGGAAGAUACAUAUCCGAAAGAAGUUACGGAUUUCCGAUCUGCUAAUCUGCGCUUAGCGAUUUCUGUAUUUCAAUUAAAUGGUAGUAUUUUUAUACACACACACACACAC
Pogonomyrmex barbatus (red harvester ant) is the source of this 817-nucleotide messenger RNA. RefSeq lists its product as uncharacterized. NCBI's taxonomy places the organism in Eukaryota, Metazoa, Arthropoda, Insecta, Hymenoptera, Formicidae. Gene Ontology annotation, molecular function: serine-type endopeptidase activity; protein binding. The record is from RefSeq and is a predicted model, not a curated record. Gene Ontology annotation, cellular component: membrane. Gene Ontology annotation, biological process: proteolysis.